Colletotrichum aenigma is the source of this 510-nucleotide messenger RNA. RefSeq lists its product as uncharacterized. Bases 1 to 510 code for a protein of 169 amino acids. The record is from RefSeq and is a predicted model, not a curated record. NCBI's taxonomy places the organism in Eukaryota, Fungi, Ascomycota, Sordariomycetes, Glomerellales, Glomerellaceae. The transcript has 2 exons.
AUGAGAAGACUAUUUGAAGCCCGCGGUCCGCGGCACCGCGACUUCGGAUCGCUGCUCAAUCUGGUCACAAACACACUCCCAAAAGAACAACCAAAGCAACCCAGAUCCCAAACAGGAAUGAGGGGGGAAACCACGGGACCGAUCCCGACGACACCAUCCGCCAACCUUCUUCGCUUAACCUCGUCAAUCAUUGCCCAUCGUCUGAACCAUCGAGCUAACGUGCUAAGUAUGCUUCUCAACCGAGAAUUUCCCUCACCGCUCUUCACACCAUCUUCGCCCUGCUCAGCUUCUCCAUUCGAACAUUCGGUAUCAUUUCCUCGUAUUGUCCCGUUCUUCCUCUUGCAUCGGCAUCAUCACUUGCAUCUAUCACAGAAGAACCAUCGAGUUUGGUUUGCCGUCGCGCCGAAAAGGGAACCAAAAAGUAACCUUCUUAUCUGGUCGACUCGAAACGGCAAGGCUGGGCCAACAACACCCCGGCCCGGUGCCGAUGCCGCGCAGAUCAAUAGAUAA